Triplophysa rosa is the source of this 1989-nucleotide messenger RNA. RefSeq lists its product as uncharacterized. Gene Ontology annotation, biological process: positive regulation of T cell apoptotic process; negative regulation of immune response. NCBI's taxonomy places the organism in Eukaryota, Metazoa, Chordata, Actinopteri, Cypriniformes, Nemacheilidae. Gene Ontology annotation, cellular component: external side of plasma membrane; membrane. The coding region runs from base 133 to 966 and encodes 277 amino acids. The record is from RefSeq and is a predicted model, not a curated record. The transcript is spliced from 5 exons.
UUGAGAGUCUUCCUGUCUGUACCUCCCCCUGAAAGCCAAAGGUUUUCUCAUAAACAACAGUAAAGCAUAAAUCAGCAGAAACGAGAAAGAGUUUGCGUCUCGUGUGGUUCCAAUUGCUGUCACGUCUACAGCAUGAAGUGUGACCUCAAAAAAACUCUCAUACAACUUUUAUUCAUGGUGUAUUCGAUUCUUAAAGCUGAAUCUAGGUAUGAUAAUAGUAUAACAGUCCAUGGUAUAACAGGAGAAAAUGUGACCGUUAACUUCAAGUUUGAAGAUCCUGGUAUCAAUAGUCUUUCCAGCAUGCCUCUUCUUCACAAAAAUGACCAAAAGAUUGGGAGUUGCAAGCAAACUAGCAAACAUUGCCUUGCAAGAUUUGUACUCAGCGAUGUGGAUGAUAACAGUACUGCAACAUUAUACAUCAUAAAUAUCACAUUGGAAGAUGAAGGAAGAUAUCAUGUCUCGCUGCAUUUUGAUGGGGCCAAACCUCUGGUUCUUAGUAAUAAAAUCACUUUUGCAGUGAAACCACGGAAUAUAACAAACGAAAAUAGGACAUCUUUGAAUACAAAAGGCGAUAUCAUUAAACCGGAGACAUCCAAAGCACAAACCUUCUUCAUUUAUAUCAGUGCAUCAGUCAUUUUAUUUAUAUGUUUAUGUAUGGCCCUGCUGUCUUGGCUCCUUUGGAUCUACUCAAGAAAACAAGACAACCCUCAAACCCAAAGCAACGGCUCAACAGAAAGGGAUUGUAGGAGACCCGAUGCUGUGACCGUCAGCUGUGUGGAGUACGGAGAGUUAGACUUUCAAAACCGACCUACAAGAGAUGACAAAGUAAAACCUGUUGAGGUGACAUCAAAUGCCCAAGAUGGUGUGGAAUAUGCUGCUAUCAUUUUCCCUCAGCAAAAACAGACACCAGGUGGGCGGAUGAGAGAUAAACAGCGAGUACAUCCCGUCACGAGAUCGAAACCAUGAGCACACUUUGUCCACUAAACUUUUUCACUUGCAUGUUUGCUGUACACGCAAUAUACAGUAUAUGUGGGACAUUAUACCGAUGCUUCAUACAUGCUUCUUAUACUCUAAAACGUGCUGGGUCAUUUUAAUCCAUGGUUGAGUAAAAUUUAUAAACCAAUGAUGAGUUGGGUGGUUUAGAUCCAUAGUUGUGUCAGAUGUGAGAAUUUUCUAUGUUCAUUUAACCAGAAAUUGGAUUUUUCCAUAUUUUACCAAACCAUGAGUUGAAAGUGUUAAUGCGGUGUUAUUUUGAUCACAAUAACACUGUAAACAUUCCACAAACUGUAACACUGAGUCACAGAGAGGUGCUAACCACAGAAGCCCCCAUGCAUGAAGAAGGAACUUUCUACUUGAUUAUUGCUGUUUUACGUGGUCGCUAAAUUGUAUUGGGCCUCUGAUCAAAUCUUUUGGGUGGGCCCUAUAGAGUAAAAUAUAGAGGCAGAAACUGACCAAUCCUAUCGAUGGUUUCAGCAGCAACAACAUAAAUGUUAUGUGGCCAAACGUAACUUCCGGUGGACAUCUGCAAAGCAUCAAUAACUGUUGAGUAGUUUUAAAUGAAUUUAAGACAAUUAAUAUACAGUAAAAUAUUAGUUUAAAUUAAAAUGAAUAUAAAUUAAAUAUGAAAAAAACAUUAUUACUAGCCAGACUGAAAACCAAACACAGACCCGAAGUUAACUUUGGGCCAGGCACAUGCGUCUGAUGAAAUCGUCUAAAUCCUAACACCCUAGCAACUACCAGAACAGCCUAGCAACCACCCAAGCAACCACAUUGCAACUUGAUUAAAACCUCUCAGAACACCUUGUGCAAAAAUCUAGUUAUGACUAUAUGUUACUGCUACUAAAAUGCUUCUGUGUAUUUUAACACUAUUUGAGUAUUCAGUUGUUCAUAAAAAUAUUACCAUGAAACUUUUUGAAUAAUGUACUCUGUACAUAUGGAAGUUUGAGAUGGAACUGUACUUGAAUAUUGUCUGUAUUAUUAUAUAGUUAA